AUGUCGUGUUUUGCCUCUGGCAUUCUGGCGAUAGGAGCAAGCAUCUUGCACCAACCGGCGGAAGAGAGGCCACAAAUAACAGAGCCGGUCGGAUCAUUGGUCACACAGCCAUUGCUACCGACGACUCGUGGCGAAGCGGUCGAUGACAAAGGGGUCGAUGACAAAGGGGUCGAUGACAAAGGGGCCGAUGACAAAGGGGUCGAUGACAAAGGGGUCGAUGACAAGAAGAUUUGGAGAUAUCGUUGGAGUGGAUUGACAAAUAUCGCAGCCAAAGGAGGGGUGUUCAAAUGUCCUAUCGAUGCUAAGAAGAAGCUGUCAGAAUUACUGUCCAAAGACGAAUGGAGGAACCUAAGGGAGAUCACGGAGAGGGAUUUGUGGAAGUGUAGGCUAAUCUACGUGGAGCUUGCCACGAUCAUUUCGAUAUUUAUCCGUUUUCCUUUUGGCGGCGUCACCGAAAGAGCGGAGAGGAUAGUAUGCGAGUGGCUGGAAGGAGCCGGGAGGAUCCGGAUACCGAAUAACUGGAUCGCUGGGUGCCUACUGCAGCGCUCCGGGGUCUCAACAAGCAAGGUAAUUGACUUUAUUGCUGGCACUUUAGGGUAUAUGCCCGCUGGUCGCUCGAAGGUGUUAGAAUGUGUUGUUAGAUGCAAGUUACGAUAUUCGAACUACUGGAAGAGGACAUUUAUGGGGGAUACAAGGGAACUGCUGCUGAAACGAGAAGAGAGUUUGGCAGCCAACGAGAUUACAGCGUUCGAGUUUGCAGAACAGGUCCUGUCGAGGUCCCGUCAACCCAUGGAGCCUUUGCCUGCAUCAUCUCAUAUACGAUCGCCUCUUAUAAAAUCGGAUCCUACAAACUCGUCUCUGACAGAUAUGCAAAGAAAAGGGACCAAACUGCUGGGGGCACGCGACCAGAUAUUGGAUGGAAUUCAGGACCAAGAUUUCGAAGCAUGCAGCUUGGACUAUCUCGAGCUUGGUACAAUUAUUGAUAAGAAUAUGUGCUUUGGUGAAGUACGUCCAUUUGUUGUAUACAACAUAGCUAGAGCUAUGGAGGAAGGCAUCGGAUCUCGACGUGUUCGAGGGUGGAUUGUGGGCUGCUUAUUACAAUUUGCAGAAGUACCAAUUUCAGACCUAAUUGAGUUUUGUAUAAAGGAACUCAAGUACACACCGGCAGUUUGUUGGAGACUCGAAUGCUUGAAGAGACGUAGCGAACUGUCCAGGGUUCACAAGAGAAAAAGACCUGAGGAUGCUCAUGCGCGUUUCCACCAACUUUUGUGUGGCCUACGUAAAAAGAUCUCUAUUUCUGAAUUCAAUAAACUGUCAUUGAUGUGCAGCGUGGAACAAACUUCGUUUCUUCGCGAAUGCUAUUACGCAUUCCGGUGCUCGGAAAACAAGUCCGCAGACUCCGGGAUUAAUUCACCAACUUCAAGUUCGCCGGCCACAGACAGGACCGUCCUGGAACCAGCAAUGAUGUAUUGUCACCCAGACGACCUCAUUGAAUUUGUUCACUGGGUGGACUCAAACUAG
This is a messenger RNA of Gregarina niphandrodes, 1521 nucleotides long. RefSeq lists its product as hypothetical. The record is from RefSeq and is a predicted model, not a curated record. Bases 1 to 1521 code for a protein of 506 amino acids. NCBI's taxonomy places the organism in Eukaryota, Apicomplexa, Conoidasida, Eugregarinorida, Gregarinidae. The transcript has a single exon.